Molecule: messenger RNA, 1344 nt
Organism: Plectropomus leopardus (leopard coralgrouper)
Lineage: Eukaryota; Metazoa; Chordata; Actinopteri; Perciformes; Serranidae
Source: RefSeq, a predicted model, not a curated record
ACAAGCUACGGAGAAGCAUGCCCAACCUGAUCCGAGCUCCCAGCAUGCCCAGUGUUCCCAGUAUUCCAUGUUUGGCUUCCCCUGUCAACCCAUCCUCCCACGGCCCCUCCUCCUUACCAACGAUAUCCUCCCUCCGGAGCAGCCAGAGUUUUGACUCAUCCAGUGGGCUAGCACGACUCCAGUCCUCCAUUCCCUCCCCAGGACAGCUCAGUCAGAGAGUCCAGAGUGUGGGGAACUUCCCGACCACUCCCCGACACCCACUAAAAGCCACAGCCUACGUGAGCCCCACAGUGCAGCAGGGCCCCACCUCCACCUCCCUGUCCAGCUCCGUCAGUCUACACUCCAUCCCCAGCAGUGCUGCGCUGCCUCAGCCCCUCAAACCUAGCAGCAGUUUGGUACCACAGCCCCUAAAGGCCGGUGCCAACCAGCCGGCUGUCACUCGCAGCUCCCUUCCUCGUCCGGCCUCCUUUGUAGGAACAAGUGGAGUUCCACGUGCGAGUAAAAUCACCCAACCCACACGCAGUUUGCUGACUCCUCCAAAGAGCCUGGCUGCCCUGAGUGCCCUGAGGGACGGCAGCUGGAAAGACGGCUGCUACUAAACCCAAAUAAACUGAAGUUCAGCGGGUGCACAGGGUAAUGCUGCAUGGGACCCAACUGAUUGAAAGUGUUGCCGUCAGGAGGGCCUAGUCUUGGGCUGUGACCCAAGAGAGAGUGACUGUUACCGUUUCUAAAGGGCACGACUCUUCAGUGAAGGACAAUGCAGAAACUGAGAACAGCUCGGGUCCAGCAGGCUGGAUCUUUACAUUACUACCUGCUAUAAAACGCAGACUGACACACUAAGAAAAAACCUGGCAAUAUUCUGAAAAUCAGCUGUUAAAUGUGAACUGGAUCUUCUUUGAUAUGUGUUUUUUUGAUUUGUCAUUGUGGAUAGUUAAGGCUUUCAUUCAACAGAAUGAAAAUUUCUCUCCAGAUGAAAGUUUAGAAAUGAAGAUAGGUAACGCUUUUGUACAUGCUUUUAAUGAGUUAAUAUAACUAAUUUUGAUUUUUUUGAUUUUUGUCAGACUGUGGUGUCGGAUAUGAAGUUGAACCUGGAGUUUUGUUACAUCCUGUGCCUGUUAAAAAGUAGUGUAUGUCAUGUUAUAUUUAUUGGCUGGACCUUACAGCACUUUCGAUCACAAUUAUGAUUAACAUGUUAAAGUAAAUUGUUUAAGUGAAGUAUGAAAUUCGUUUAAGUGCACACACACAUUACCUUUUCUUUUCAUUAUUGUUUACAUAAGAGCUGAGGUUUUUAAUGUUAUUUGAUAAACAUAAUCGCUGCAAUGAUAUUGCACAGAGCCCUGAUCC